Ylistrum balloti is the source of this 871-nucleotide messenger RNA. RefSeq names its product acetylcholine receptor subunit alpha-like 1. Gene Ontology annotation, cellular component: neuron projection; synapse; membrane. Bases 36 to 782 code for a protein of 248 amino acids. Gene Ontology annotation, molecular function: extracellular ligand-gated monoatomic ion channel activity; transmembrane signaling receptor activity; neurotransmitter receptor activity. NCBI's taxonomy places the organism in Eukaryota, Metazoa, Mollusca, Bivalvia, Pectinida, Pectinidae. The record is from RefSeq and is a predicted model, not a curated record. The transcript is spliced from 4 exons. Gene Ontology annotation, biological process: nervous system process; signal transduction; monoatomic ion transmembrane transport.
CGAAGCUAGUCAUAAUGUAUAUGGCACGCUGAAAGAUGGGUGUGUUUUGGUCGAUAGUGCUGUUUUGGAGUCCUUUGCUUUGGCAGUUCUCAAGCCCUCUUCAAUAUGGUACGGGUAGACUUGAAAUGUUGGAGGAGAAAGUAUUCCGCGAGCUGCUCCAAGACUACGACAAGUCUGUGCGUCCGGCCACACUGGUCUCUCGGACAACAGUGGUUACACACGGACUCAGUAUAUUACGACUCGUUGACUUGAAAGGUAACACCAUGACUGUGGACGUAUGGGAAGACAUGGAGUGGAUUGACCCUCGCCUACGUUGGAACCCUGCUGAUCGUGAUGAUGUAGAUCGAGUUAACAUUGCCUCGAGUUUGCUCUGGGUACCCGACGUCGUCCUAUACAACAGUGCUGGGAGUUCUACUGACACCUACCCGUCCACGCCCCGACAAGCAUUCGUAUCACACGAUGGAACAGUGUAUACUAGUUCAGCAUCGCGACUCGUUGUGUUGUGCGGGACUGCUGACGGUUGCCCUCCAAUCGACCAACGUGGUAUUUUUAGUUGCAAUCUUAAAUUUGGAUCAUGGGGAUAUGACGGCUUCCGGUUAGAUCUACGUAAUAGAACGGAUGGCAUUGACCUCACUAACAUAUUCAUCCAAAGUAAAUGGAGAGUGACAAACUCGUCAGCUACCCGGAACGAAGUUUUCUACUCAUGCUGUCCAGAACCAUUCCCUGACGUUACAUAUACCAUACAACUCGCACCGAAAUAUAGACCGUGUGAGCUGUUGUGAUGUGUUGAAGUCAACUUCUUUUACAACGCUAAAUUACUUUAAAGUGAACAUUUCUUUUUCAAAUGGUAAUAAAUGCAUUCUUAUUGAGA